UACUGCGAAUCUCUCCUUCACGGAGAACAGAAAAAAGUCUUCUUCGCUGCAUUCAGUCACCAAAAUCUCCGUCGCACACUCUGCACACCCCCAAAUUCAUUUCUCGGCACCCUCUUUUCGACUUGAACCACAUCCAAUUUUUCGUCACCUGUUGAUGUAAAAAAGAUGUCUCAAUCGUAUUUCGGCCGCGUCGAGCCAGACGGUCGACGCCACCUUGGCUCUGAUUUUCAACAUUUGGCGAAAUGGACCACUGCUUUUGCCAUGAACAAGCCCCCCUUGGUCCCAUUGUCGAAACUCUCCCCUUCCGACCAGGCCACUCUCUUUUCCAAGUUGCCCCGCCAGUUUUGUCUUCAGAAAGGCCCAGACAACACCUUCAAGCUCCAGACCGUCAAGGAUGAGCCAGUUUCAUGGGAGAAAUUUAGCAAGUCCAUUGAUCCCGACGUUGCUGCCACGUUGCACACUAGCACCUAUGAGCGAGCACAGUCGCGUCAGGCCGAGUUGGAGCAAGGGGCUAUCAACGCAGAGCCUGCGCUUGUUUUGUACGAGCGCUUUUGCGAAGAAACUGCCCUGCACGAAGGUAAGGAUGCUAAGGCAGCCUUCAAGAAGGGAAAAGAAGGGCGCGCCGACAUCCUCAACGCCAUCCUCAACGAUGUCAAAACCCGCUGGAAGCAGGAGUUCAAGGACACCUGGAAGUUGCGACUUGAGCAAGCUCUUUCUGCGCAGGGCGCCCUCAAUGUGAAACCCGACAUCAAGGUCAACGGCGAGGCGAUUAAAUCCAAACUCAGCGAGACAGUCGGCAAGAUUCCAACCAAUGCCAUACACAACGCCAAGCACUACGCCAAGCCAGAUAUCAAGAUCGGCGACAAUACCAUUGACUCCAAGAGCAGCGAGGCAUUCCUCAAUCUUCCGACUGAUGUCAAUCACAACGCCGAGCUUGGCACGAACGACCAAUCUGAGGGCUCGGAGCAGGAUUCUGAUGAUGAGGAGAGCGAAUACUUUGACGACGAUUCCGACGAAGACUCUAAUGAGGAAUCAGCUGAGGGCUCUGGCCAAGAAAACGCCGACCACGUCGUGAACUUCCCCACCGCUCCCGAUGUCAAGGGCGCCAAUAUCAACACCUUGCCGGCGCUCAGCCCUGAUCACGGCAGCGACACUACGAACCCGGGCUCGUCGGGCAGCCCUUCAACUGAAAGAAGCUCACCCCAAUUUCCCGGAGCUGAUGGAACUGCCAAAGUCAAUGGCCAGCUCGGAUAUAGUAUCGGUCAGCCGCAAUUCACUUAUCUGGGAGUGCCUCCCUACCUAGCCUACGCGUUCAAUGCAAGCAACGGCAUUUUCGAUUCCAGCAACUUCAUUGCCCCUCCAAACAUGGCCGGCCAACUCAAUACCUCAUUCGCCGUCAACCAGACAGGCUCUGCAACCUGCUACAACCCAUAUGCAAAUGCAUAUAGCACCAACAUUCCACCUCAACCUUUCUACAAUAGCAUAGUGGGAACGCAAACUGUGACCCAGACGACCUCCACAGUCGUUGAGUCAAAGCCUAUCCCUUGCAAGCCUGCCCACCAGACCGUGGAAGAGCCAGAAAUUCGUCCUGGCGAAAAGUAUCCUCGGGCCAAAAAGGCGCCGUUUCCUGGAAUGGAUUUUUUCGAUGUGCCUUGGAAGGGCCGACCCGAGGAACUCGUUCCCGAGUAUUGGGCCUACAAGGACACUAAGCUCAUGUAUUUGUGGCACAAGAUCCACGAUUUCGUUCUGCUGGAUGCAAAGCUGCGAACUACCCCGGCGACCGGCCUUAUUUCGCGCAAUCCGAUCCACGUUUUUGUCGAUCUUUCGAACAUCAUCAUUGGCUUCUACGACUCAAUGAAGAUACAUCGCAGAAUCCCCGUGCAGCGCCGAGUUCCGCCUCCUGCUUUUGCAUUUGACCACUUCGACACGCUUCUGACUCGUAACCGAGAGGUCGCGAAGAGAGUUGUCGCUGGUUCUUUGGGAAAUAACAUGAAGAAAAAGCCCGAGUACAUGGUCAAAGCCCAGGAGCUGGGCUACGAGAUGAACAUCAUGCAGCGGGUACCCAAGCCCAUCUCGCCACUGCUAAAGAAGAAGUCGCUGGGUGGUUCUCCCGGUGUCUCGGACACUUCCGGGGAUGACCUCUUUGCAGGCCCAAUGAAGCAGGGUGAGCAGGGAGUCGAUGAGAUUCUACAUUUGAAAAUCUUGCAGAGCAUCACGGACUUCCCGGGCAAGUUCCGAGGCACAAUCGUCCUUGCCACUGGCGAUGCUGCACACGCCGAGUACUCGGACGGGUUCAAGCGAAACAUUGAGCGUGCUCUCAGCCAUGGCUGGAACAUUGAGCUCUACGGCUGGAGCCGUAACAUUUCGUCUGCUUGGAGAGAUCCUGCCUUUUCCAAGCUGUGGAACGACCAAUUCAGAAUCGUCGAACUUGAUUCCUUUUCAGAGGAGCUCUAUGACCUUACUAUCGAUUUCCUUGAAGAUUAAGUACAGUGCUCGGAUAUCGUGGAUGGCUCCACGAAUUUUGCAACCGAGCCUGCACUGCUCUUCCAAUUCAGCAACGGCUAU
Lasiosphaeria miniovina is the source of this 2565-nucleotide messenger RNA. RefSeq lists its product as uncharacterized. The record is from RefSeq and is a predicted model, not a curated record. NCBI's taxonomy places the organism in Eukaryota, Fungi, Ascomycota, Sordariomycetes, Sordariales, Lasiosphaeriaceae. Bases 166 to 2484 code for a protein of 772 amino acids. The transcript has a single exon.